AACAGGAAGUGAGUACAAAUUUAUUUUGACGGUUGCUGUUAGUUUGAAGACCGAGCCAAACUGAGCCAAGCGGAGCCGAACUGAGCCAAACAAAACAAAUACAGACGAGCACACUGACUCGCAUUUACUCAGCAGCUUUGGCUUUUUACAGGAGGUAGAAUGGUUCUGCCGAAAUGAAGGCUGCUGUGGCGAUAAUGAGCAAUUCUUCCCACUCGGUCAUGGUCAUCUUCACAUGCUAUGAAUCCUAGUACCUCCUCUGCUCGGUUUGUGGACCAGUCUGCUGCUUAUGACAUCAUGGACGACUGGGUCUUCUUCUCUACUGAAUCAGCUGGAUCUCAGGGCCUAGAAGAGAGCAGGGAUGAUCAGGAGGCAGAGGACACAGGCAGAUUCAAAGACAAGUUGGUCUCAGCAUGGAACAGCGUCAAAUAUGGCUGGUCCUUGAAGCAAAAAUCCAAAUUUAGCAAGAGAUCUCCUGUGUUCAUGCUGGGAAAAUCCUAUGACCUCAAAGAUGAAGGAGAGCGAGAUCGUUUCCGUCGCUGCUUUGCGUCUCUCCUGUGGUUUACGUACAGACGGGGCUUCCCUCCGCUCCCUGGCUGCUCUCUGACCACCGACAGCGGUUGGGGUUGUGUGCUACGCACCAGCCAGAUGUUGCUGGCACAGGGAUUGCUCCUGCAUCUGAUGCCUCCAGGUUGGACCUGGUCUGGGAACCACCGUGUGGUCAAAGAUGAUAUGGACCUGAUUCGCCCUGCAAACGAUAGAUUUAGUUUAAAUGAAAGGGGAAGCAAGCUAAGUCGACAUUUGAGCUUGGGUUCCAUCCUGGACAGACCCAUCGAGGAUCCGCACAGAAGGAUCUUAUCCUGGUUUGCAGAUAAUGCCACAGCCCCCUUUGGCAUACAUCAUCUUGUAGAACUGGGCAAAAGCUCAGGGAAGAAGGCUGGGGACUGGUAUGGCCCGUCCAUUGCGGCACAUAUCCUCCGGAAAGCUGUGGAAGCUUCAACAGUGGACCUUCCCAGCCUAGUUGUGUAUGUAGCACAAGAUUGCACCAUCUACCUGCAGGAUGUGAGGACGCUGUGUGAGCAGCCUCACCCUCAGGCCUGGAAGUCCGUCAUCAUCCUGGUUCCCGUACGUCUUGGAGGACAAGAUCUUAAUCCGUCCUACAUUUCCAGUGUCAAAAAACUCUUGAUGUUGGAGUGCUGCAUCGGGAUCAUUGGCGGCAAACCAAAGCACUCUUUGUUCUUUGUUGGCUUCCAGGGUGACCAUCUGCUCUACUUGGACCCUCAUUACUGUCAGCCUACAGUAGAUAUGACAAAGAAGAGCUUUCCCUUGGAGUCAUUUCACUGUAAAAGUCCAAGGAAAAUGGCUUUCUCUCGCAUGGAUCCCAGCUGCACCAUUGGAUUUUAUGCAAAAGGACAAAGGGACUUUGAGUCAUUGUGCGCAGGUGUUAAUGAGGCUCUCUCAGCGUCUGCAGAGACGUACCCCAUGUUUAUCUUUGAAGAGGGAAAAACACGGGAGGAGGCGAGAGCCACCACAGCCACACACAGCAUCACCUUUAUACAGAGGAACAGCCAACUGGGAAGAGUUGAUACAAGCAAUAGUAUGGAUGAGUUUGUUCUAUUGUAAACAUAAAGAGAUCAUCUCUGCCCUGAGGGGCAUUCUUCACUGAAUCAUCAAAGUAGCAUUUGCACUUUUUGGCAACUACUGAGCAUAAGAAGAAUAUCCUUAUCAUUCACAGUGAGGUCGGUGGACUCCUUAAUGGUCUUGUAUGAAGUUGUUAUGCAUCAGUAAUUAUACUGUUAUAUUUUUAUUGCUGUUUUUAUUUAUUUUAUCUUUUUUUUUUUUUGAGAGAGAAAAGUGUUUUAAUAAUAUGAUCAAUUAGAGGACUUUGAAGUAUGAUUUUUUUUUUCCUCAUCUUAAUUGAUUUGAGUUUACACAAACAUCCAUGAGGUCAUUUUACUUAAUCUUUUCAAAUGUGGUAAAAAAUAAUAAUUUUUUUUGUUGCCUCUCACUGUUGAUUGUGAAGUGACCCCAUGUGCUACACUUUAAGUGGACUGUGAUUGAUUUGCACAAGAGAACUGAAAAAGAGGAUAUUUUUUGUAAAAGAAGCUUGUAGAGUCAAAUAGACAUACACUCACUGGAAAAUGAGGACAGUUACUGAAAAUAUUGUUGCAGGCUGACUGUCUUUUGUAGUUUAUCAAAAUAAACAGUUUAGGAACAAGAAAACUGAUCGUAUGAAAUAGAA
Messenger RNA from Archocentrus centrarchus (flier cichlid), 2239 nucleotides. Its product is annotated as cysteine protease ATG4D-like. NCBI's taxonomy places the organism in Eukaryota, Metazoa, Chordata, Actinopteri, Cichliformes, Cichlidae. Gene Ontology annotation, cellular component: cytoplasm. Bases 238 to 1620 code for a protein of 460 amino acids. Gene Ontology annotation, biological process: piecemeal microautophagy of the nucleus; autophagosome assembly; aggrephagy. Gene Ontology annotation, molecular function: protein-phosphatidylethanolamide deconjugating activity; cysteine-type endopeptidase activity. The record is from RefSeq and is a predicted model, not a curated record. The transcript has 11 exons.